Molecule: messenger RNA, 1222 nt
Organism: Tripterygium wilfordii
Lineage: Eukaryota; Viridiplantae; Streptophyta; Magnoliopsida; Celastrales; Celastraceae
Product: dihydroorotase, mitochondrial-like
Exons: 7
Coding region: 17-1036 (339 amino acids)
Biological process (GO): pyrimidine nucleotide biosynthetic process; 'de novo' pyrimidine nucleobase biosynthetic process
Cellular component (GO): chloroplast; cytoplasm
Molecular function (GO): dihydroorotase activity
Source: RefSeq, a predicted model, not a curated record
GUGCAGCGCAUCCGAGAUGAAUUUUACUCUAACGCUGCCUGACGAUUGGCAUCUUCAUCUCCGUGAUGGUGACCUUCUUCAAGCUGUUGUCCCUCACAGUGCAACUCAUUUUGGGAGAGCAAUUAUUAUGCCAAACCUGAAACCUCCAGUUACCACAACUGUUGCUGCUUUAAAUUAUCGAGAAUUGAUCUUGAAGGCUUUGCCCUCCAACAGUAAAUUCAAUCCCCUUAUGACUCUUUGUUUGACAGAUACAACUAGUGCAGAUGAAAUCAAACUUGCCAGAAAAAGUGGAGCGAUUUUUGCAGCCAAGUUGUACCCAGCUGGUGCUACAACAAAUUCUCAAGAUGGUGUUACAGAUCUUUUUGGAAAAUGUUUUCCUGCUCUUGAGGAGAUGGUUCAACAGAAUAUGCCUUUACUGGUUCAUGGGGAAGUUACAGAUACUAAAGUAGAUGUUUUUGAUCGUGAGAAGGUCUUCAUUGAUACUGUGUUACGACCUUUGAUUGAAAGGCUUCCACUGCUCAAGGUUGUGAUGGAGCAUAUCACUACAAUGGAUGCUGUUAGGUUUGUUGAAUCUUGCAAAGAAGGUUUUGUGGCAGCAACUGUUACUCCGCAACAUCUUCUUCUUAACAGAAAUUCUCUCUUUCAAGGAGGCUUACAGCCGCACAAUUACAGCCUUAACAGACAGGCUAUUGUUUCUGCUGUGACUAGUGGAAGUAAAAGAUUUUUCCUUGGAACUGAUAGUGCUCCUCACGAGAGACGGAGAAAAGAAUGUUCUUGUGGAUGUGCGGGAAUUUACAGUGCUCCUGUUGCAUUAUCUCUCUAUGCUAAAGUUUUUGAAGAGGCUGGUGCGCUUGACAAGCUGGAGGCAUUUACAAGCUUUAACGGAUCGGACUUCUAUGGCCUCCCGAGAAACACAUCAAAGAUUAAAUUGAGCAAAGCUCCAUGGAGAGUGCCAGAGUCUUUCUCAUUUCAAUUUGGGGAUAUCAUUCCAAUGCUUGCUGGGGAAAUGCUUGAAUGGCAGCCAUCUUUCACUUGAUUCAACUUUCGAACCAACCGGCAACUUCUGGUACUUCUCUCAUUCAUUAAUUGAAUAAUGUUGUUGUAAUAGUUUACUCAAUACUCUGUAGUCUUUACAACAGUACAAGACUUUCAAGAGUGUUGAAGUAAGCUGAUGGAGAUUGUGUACUUUCUUUGGCAUGCAUGUGAUUCGAUCAAUACUCUA